GUCAUAUUUGUCAAAUCGGGAAUCUUUACGAAUUUACAGAAUUUUAUUUGUAUUUUUUUUCUUGGAAACAUCUUAGUCUCAGUUUGUUUUAAAAGUUUGUAGGUUAUUUAUAAAACCAUAAUAAAAAUGACCGAACAACAAAUGGAUUGCGCCUUGGACCUAAUGCGGAGACUGCCACCCCAACAAAUAGAGAAAAAUCUUACAGAUUUGAUAGACCUUGUUCCUAGUUUGUGUGAAGAUUUGCUGUCGUCAGUUGACCAGCCUCUAAAAAUUGCUCAGGAUCGAAGCAACGGCAAAGAUUAUCUCCUCUGCGACUACAAUCGCGAUGGCGACUCUUACAGGUCUCCGUGGUCAAACACAUACGACCCUCCCUUAGAUGAUGGUUCAAUGCCAUCAGAGAAAUUGAGAAAACUUGAAAUUGAGGCCAACUAUGCCUUUGAUCAAUACAGGGAAAUGUAUUUCGAAGGCGGAGUGAGUUCUGUAUAUUUAUGGGACAUGGAUCAUGGCUUUGCAGGUGUAAUUUUGAUCAAGAAAGCAGGUGAUGGAUCUCAGAAGAUCAAAGGAUGUUGGGACUCAAUUCAUGUUGUGGAAGUAGUAGAAAAGAGCUCUGGACGGAAUGCCCAUUACAAGUUGACCUCAACGGCGAUGCUAUGGUUACAGACUAACAAGGAAGGAAGUGGUACUAUGAAUUUAGGAGGAAGUCUUACACGUCAGGCAGAGCAAGAUUCCUCCGUCAGCGAUGUGACUCCUCACAUCAUCAACAUUGGCCGCAUGGUUGAAGACAUGGAGAACAAAAUUAGGAAUACCCUCAACGAUAUUUACUUUGGUAAGACGAAAGACAUAGUGAACGGUCUCCGGUCAGUGGUGCCGGCCGACGUGGCGCGCCGCACGGCCGCGCUGCAGCACGAUCUAGCGCUCGCGCUGCAACGCAGGCACGUGGCGCGCGCAGACUGAGCGCACUAGACUACACUGGGGCAAUCAUGAGGUGGAAUCAAUGGGUAUUCACGAAGAUCAAAAUAUGAUAAGCGAAAAUCUAGUAAACGAACAUUAAAAUAGCUUACUUGCGACGCAGUAAGUCUAUUCCGAAUGUUUGUAGUUAUAUUAUAAGAAAUUCUAAAAUUAAUUUUAGAAAUUGUAAAUUCUAACAAAGAUUUUUAAAUUAUUUAUUCAGUCGUAGGUGUCGCGCACGAUGGUGCUUUCUAAGUAACUCCGUAAAUUCAUACAAUAUACGUAAUUUAUAAAAGAGUGUAUUAUAUUUCGCGUAAUACUAAAUAAAAAAGGAAGAUAUGCUCAUACUGGCUC
Diatraea saccharalis (sugarcane borer) is the source of this 1302-nucleotide messenger RNA. The record is from the annotation of a GenBank genome assembly. NCBI's taxonomy places the organism in Eukaryota, Metazoa, Arthropoda, Insecta, Lepidoptera, Crambidae.